This is a messenger RNA of Dermacentor silvarum, 547 nucleotides long. Its product is annotated as ragulator complex protein LAMTOR5 homolog. Gene Ontology annotation, cellular component: lysosome; cytoplasm; Ragulator complex. Gene Ontology annotation, molecular function: guanyl-nucleotide exchange factor activity. The transcript has 4 exons. Gene Ontology annotation, biological process: cellular response to amino acid stimulus; positive regulation of TORC1 signaling. The record is from RefSeq and is a predicted model, not a curated record. NCBI's taxonomy places the organism in Eukaryota, Metazoa, Arthropoda, Arachnida, Ixodida, Ixodidae. Bases 186 to 461 code for a protein of 91 amino acids.
GUCAUGUGACACAACAAGUCAACAACGCCAAAACUCUAGCCAAAACAUCUGUUUAUCUCGCGGUGUGAGGUGGGUGUGUUGAUAGACCAGCUGGACUUUUCAGAGUUUUGGUAGAAUUCACACGUUGAUACUACGCCCGGUCGGAAUAUUGGCAUUACCCGCUUUUUCGCCCCUGUAUUGAUAGCAUGGAAGCUCCGCUGGCUAAGUGCUUGGAAGAGGUCGUGGACACUGGAGCAGUUGGAGUUAUUUGUGCCGACAGACAUGGCUUGGCUCUGCACAGUUCGGGUCCAGUGCAACUUAAGUCUGCCGGGGUGAUCGCAACGUUGGCUAGUUUGGCCAAGGAAAUCGACCCAUCUUGUGAUACGACUCCCACCAUUCACCUCGAAUCUGAUUCACUGGACAUCAUGAUACAACAGAAGGAGCUGGUCACAGUGGGUGUCUACUCUGCAGCGAAGAAAUAGUGUGUGCUUUGUGAAAUGUCAGUGAAGCUUUUUUUGCUUAGCCUGUGUGCCCUAUCAUAUUUAAUGUGUGGAAAUAAAGACUGUUU